AUGGUGACAGCAGCUCUCUCGCAGGGCGUCGGGUACGGCAUCGUGCUCGGCGUGGGCUUUCUCUUCGCCAUUGGCAUGAUUGCCACGACCUAUGUCCUCAAACGAUACAACAGAGAGCUCCAGACCUCUGAGAUGUUCACCACCGCAGGCAGGACAGUCAAGUCUGGUCUCGUCGGUUCCGCAGUCGUCUCGUCGUGGACGUGGGCCGCGACGCUUCUUCAAUCAUCCGGUGUCUGCUACCGGUAUGGCGUUUCCGGACCGUUCUGGUAUGCUUCCGGCGCGACCGUUCAGAUCUUGCUGUUUGCUACGCUCGCGAUCGAGUUGAAGCGCAGAGCACCCAACGCCCAUACAUUCCUCGAGGUCAUUAAGGCGAGAUACGGCACGGCUACGCACGUCGUCUUCAUCGUGUUUGGUCUGAUGACGAACAUUCUCGUCACGUUGAUGUUGAUCGUUGGAGGUGCUGCCACUGUCAAUGCCUUGACUGGCAUGCAUACUGUUGCUGCGAUCUACCUCCUGCCCGUCGGUGUCGUCGCCUACACCAUUGUCGGAGGUCUCAAGGCAACUUUCCUCACUGACUGGGUCCACACCUUCAUCCUCCUGAUCAUCAUCAUCAUCUUCUCCUUGACAGCUUACGCCAGCUCAGACGUCCUCGGCAGCCCGUCCAAGGUCUACGACCUCCUCGUCGAGGCCGCUCUCAGACACCCCGUCUCAGGCAACGCCGAUGGAUCUUACCUGACAAUGAAGUCCCAGGGCGGCGUCGAGUUCUUCGUCAUCAACAUUGUGGGCAACUUCGGCACCGUCUUCCUCGACAACGGAUACUACAACAAGGCCAUCGCCGCCUCCCCCGUCCACGCCCUCCCGGGCUACAUCCUCGGCGGCCUCUCCUGGUUCGCCAUCCCCUGGCUCACCGCCACGACCAUGGGCCUCUCCGCGCUCGCCCUCGAGUCGAACCCCCGAUUCCCCACCUUCCCCGACCGCAUGACCGAGGCCGAGGUCUCCGCCGGCCUCGCCCUCCCGUACGCCGCCGUCGCGCUCCUCGGCAAGGGCGGCGCCGCCGCGACGCUGCUGAUGGUCUUCAUGGCCGUCACCUCCGCCAGCUCCGCCGAGCUCAUUGCCGUGUCGUCCAUCUUCACCUACGACAUCUACCGCACGUACUUCAAGCCCGACGCCAGCGGUAAGCGCCUCAUCUACAUGUCGCACGUGUGCGUCGUCAUCUACGCGCUCAUCAUCAGCUCCGUGUCGGUGGGCCUGCACUACAACGGCAUCUCGAUGGGCUACCUCUACGUGCUCAUGGGCGUGCUCAUCUCCGCGGCCGUGCUGCCGGCGACGCUGACGCUGGUUUGGAAGGGCCAGAACAAGUGGGCCGCGACGCUCUCGCCCAUCUUCGGCACCGCUUUUGCGAUCAUCGGAUGGCUUGUCACGGCGAAGAAGACGUGCGGCGUGCUGGAUGUUACUUGCACGGGCUCGAACAACCCGAUGCUGGCUGGCAAUGUCAUCGCGCUGCUGUCGCCGCUGGUGCUCAUCCCGAUCUUCACUCUCAUCUUCGGCUUGGACAAGUAUGACUGGAAGUCGAUGAUGGCGAUCCGCCGGGGCGAUGACCACGAUGUCGCCACUGACGCGGGCAUGGAUCUCGAGGAGGACGUCCACGGCGGGCGUGAGGAGACGCAGGCUGAGUUCGAGAGGGAGCAAGCCAUGCUCACCCGUGCCUUCAAGAUUUCCGUCUCCAUGACGGCCUUCAUGACCAUCGCGAUGCUCGUGCUCUGGCCGAUGCCCAUGUACGGUUCCGGCUACAUCUUCAGCAAGCCCUUCUUCACAGGCUGGGUCAUCGUAGGCAUCCUCUGGAUCUUCUGCUCCUUCUUCGCUGUUGGCCUGUUCCCGAUCUUCGAGGGCCGCGCAACGCUCAUCCACACCGUAAAGUCGAUGGUAUCGGGCAAGAAGCCGACGCGUCACAUCUCCACGCAGGGAGAGGAGGAGGUCAGCGAGAAGACCAGCCCUGGAACGGCCACUCCCGAGAAGAAGAGCGAGGGGGCAAAUGAGACUAUCACGUCGAGCUAG
Colletotrichum chrysophilum is the source of this 2055-nucleotide messenger RNA. RefSeq lists its product as uncharacterized. The record is from RefSeq and is a predicted model, not a curated record. The coding region runs from base 1 to 2055 and encodes 684 amino acids. The transcript has 4 exons. Gene Ontology annotation, biological process: putrescine transport; urea transmembrane transport; spermidine transport. Gene Ontology annotation, cellular component: plasma membrane. Lineage: Eukaryota; Fungi; Ascomycota; Sordariomycetes; Glomerellales; Glomerellaceae. Gene Ontology annotation, molecular function: putrescine transmembrane transporter activity; spermidine transmembrane transporter activity; urea transmembrane transporter activity.